This is a messenger RNA of Westerdykella ornata, 672 nucleotides long. RefSeq lists its product as uncharacterized. The record is from RefSeq and is a predicted model, not a curated record. The transcript has a single exon. Bases 1 to 672 code for a protein of 223 amino acids. Lineage: Eukaryota; Fungi; Ascomycota; Dothideomycetes; Pleosporales; Sporormiaceae.
AUGUCGUUGCAAUCUGUAGGACGCCGUUCACUUCAGCGUGCCCAGGACCCCAUUAAGGUGGCGUUGGACUCCAUUCAGGAAGGUGUGGAAAGAAUCGGGAAUGAAAUCCAGAGUGAUCCAAUGUACACGUUGCUCAAACAGGCGCGCGGGACGGGUACAUUGGGAUAUAGUCGCGAAGGAAGCCGAAUUAUCUCCCUAUGGUUGGGAGAUCACCCGGAUCAGCACCCUGAAAUGUUGCCCCGUCGAUAUCCAGGAUUGGACUUCGACCAUAUCAGACUUCUGAUUUUCACGGCUGUGCCUGCGGCGCGCAAGGUGGAUGAACGGAAGUCAACUUCCUACCUGGCAAGACUACGGGCUCUGUCAGAUCAGCUCGUGGAACUUUGUUUCAGCGCAUUUCUCGCUCAAUCGGGACAUUCUAGAGAAGAUCUUAUGCAUUUCUUCGGUGAGGUUCGUGCGAGGGCAGAACUCGCUAGCAACAUAAUCUUCGCACAAUCACGGAAUCCACCACGCGCUACCGUUGCUGAGGAUAGGGAGUCCCAAGUUUUUGUUCAGCCGUCUAGGCAACCUCGUGUUAUCGGUCAACAAAGACGACCUUGGGAAGUCAGUGUCCAAGACCAUCGACAGCCUCAUGUCGUCGUCGAUCGCACCGGUCGGCGGGUGACCCAUGAGUGA